AUGUAGGGUUUAAUAAGAAGAACAAUGUUUAGCAUUUCUUAAAUUUCAAGAUCUGCACAAAAAGCUCCUCGUGAAGAAAUAUCAUUUGUAGUUUCUCCAAGAGAAGAUAGGUCAAUUAAAAUUCCCAUAAAAACAUUCGUAGAUAAUAACUUAGGAUAAGUGUUAAGAAGCAAUAAAAUUCCUCUUGAAUUUAAGUGUGGAUUUUCUUGUGAAUGCGCUACUUGUGCAAUUUAGAUUUAAUAGGAAGAUAAAUUUGAAUAGAUUUGCGAAGAAUAGCCAAAAGAACAUGAAGAAUCAAUUACAUUGGCAAGUGAAGGCAAAGAUAAAACAUACAGAUUAAGUUGCUAGUUGGUUACAACUAAAGACAUGGAUGGAAUUACUAUUUUAUUCUGA
Molecule: messenger RNA, 393 nt
Organism: Tetrahymena thermophila SB210
Lineage: Eukaryota; Ciliophora; Oligohymenophorea; Hymenostomatida; Tetrahymenidae
Product: 2 iron, 2 sulfur cluster-binding protein
Exons: 3
Biological process (GO): P450-containing electron transport chain
Cellular component (GO): mitochondrion
Molecular function (GO): 2 iron, 2 sulfur cluster binding
Source: RefSeq, a predicted model, not a curated record